CACCGUCUGCCAUGUCUGUGUUUGAACCGACGUGUCUGCUAUGGCACUAUGACGACUUGACCCGCUGCGGCCGGAACAAGCUCGCCUACUACCCUCCGCUCGUGGUGGGUUCCAUCUCAUUCGUGAUUCUCGUUAUUAAGUCCUCCAUCUCGCUCUACAAGAGACGCCAGUCAAUUCGUCUUUCCGAAAACGAAAGCCAACCCCUUUUGGCCAGUUCCACUGGAUACGGAGCUGUAGACCCUGCUGCCAUCCAAAACGAAUCUAUUUCCUUAAAAGCGCGUCAUUUUGACAUUGUUCGUCUUCCAGACACCAACGAAGACGGCUCACCCCACGGAGUAAUCCAGGAAGUGUACAAAGACGUGUACGAAAGAGUUAGAGUCGUUGUCGAAUACCUUCUUGUCGCUUUCCAAGUUGCAUUGGCUCUCAGUUUGUUCUUUUAUGCGGAUUCCGCCAAAGAAUUUAAACACGAACCUUUGACUCCAUACGUUAAAUCCACCUUCUGGCUAUACCUUCUCGUGAUUGCUACUUUCAGAGUUAUCAACUUGAGAAAGGUCAAUGUCCGUUUGCCUAACUUGUGGGUCCACUCGACUACGCUCUAUUUCUUCAACGUGUUCCCUACGCUUCUCACCUUCAGGUCUGCCCUCGUACAGGGCUCUAGACUUUCUGAUCAUGUCCGUUUCUACUAUGUAAGCGAAUUCAUUGCCUCGCUAGUACUCUUGGUGUUGAACUUCACUGCCAAAAUCGGAGACAAACCUUGUACUCUCUAUAUAACCAGCGAUGGCACUGUACCUUCUCCUGAACACAUUUCUUCUGUCUGGCAAUUUGUCACUUACUCGUGGUUGGACAAGAUGAUCUGGAGAGCCUGUAAGAGUACCAUGAACCAAGAAGACAUCUGGGGCUUGAGAGACGACGACUAUUCCCUCUAUAUUCUCAAAGCCUUUGAGGCUUCCAAAUCUACUGCCAGAUUCACCUGGAAGUUGUUUUCGCACUUUAAGUACUUGUUUGCUGCCCAAGCAUUUUGGGCCAUUUUGGAUUCCAUCUUGGUCUUUGCUCCUUCGUUGUUGUUGAAGAGAGUGUUGGAGUACGUCGAGGAUCCAUCCAGCUCUCCUGCUUCUUUGGCCUGGUCCUUUGUUUUCUUGAUGCCUAUCUUCAAGAUGUUUGACUCUGUUGCUUCUGGAUGUUCCCUUUUCAUCGGUAGAAGAGUCUGUCUUAGAAUGAGAGCCAUUAUAAUCGGAGAAGUCUACGCUAAGGCUUUAAGAAGAAAGAUCACUGUUUCGGAAGUCUCUGACGACUCCGAAUCUGAAGACGACAAGACUGACAAAAACGACAAGAAGGACGAAAAGGAAAAGUCUGGAAAGAAGACCGCAGAACUCGGUGCCAUUAUCAACUUAAUGGCCAUAGAUGCGUUCAAGGUGUCUGAAAUCUGUGGCUACUUGCAUUUUUUCGUCGGUGCCAUCUUGAUGCUCGUCAUCUGUAUUGGUCUCUUAUACAACUUGUUGGGAUGGAGUGCCUUAGCUGGUUCGGUUUCCAUCAUUGCAUUGUUGCCUGUUAACUACAGAAUCGCCAAUUGGGUGUCCAAAUUGCAGGAAGACAUGCUUGCCAUCACCGACAAGAGAAUCCAGAAGUUAAAUGAAACGUUCCAGAGCAUCAGAAUCAUCAAGUUUUUUGCCUGGGAAGACAAGUUUUUCGAGCUGGUUAUGGGCAUCAGAAACGAAGAGUUGAGCUACUUGAAGUGGAGAUCGUUUGUAUGGUGUCUUGGUGGUAUGGUGUGGUUCUUGACACCUACUUUAAUCACCUUGAUUUCUUUCUACUGUUACACCAUCGUUGAAGGAAACACCUUGACUGCAUCCAUUGCAUUCACUUCGUUAUCAUUAUUCACGUUGUUAAGAUCGCCCUUGGACCAGUUAUCUGAUAUGACUUCAUUGGUUGUCCAGUCCAAGGUCUCUCUUGACAGAGUUAGUGAUUUCUUGGAUGAAGAAGAAACUGACAAGUACGAGCAAUUGGCAGUAGAGAGAGGUCCCAACUCGCCCUACAUCGGUUUCGAAAACGCUACAUUGUCAUGGAACGCUGCCUCUGAAAACGACUUCAAGUUGAGAGACAUCAGCAUCGACUUCAAAGCAGGGAAAUUGAAUGUCGUUAUCGGUCCAACUGGUGCAGGUAAGACUUCCUUGUUGAUGGCUUUGUUGGGUGAAAUGCAACUUGUCAACGGUAACGUCUUCUUGCCAGGAACUACCCCUAGAGACGAGUUGAAAAUCGACCCUGAAACUGGAUUGACUGAAUCUGUUGCUUAUUGCUCUCAAUCUGCCUGGUUAUUGAAUGAAACCAUCAGAAACAAUAUUACCUUCGGUGCUCCUUUCAAUGUAGAACGUUACGCCAAGGUGGUAGAAGCCUGUAGUUUGACCCGUGACUUGGAAAUUUUGUCUGCUGGUGACUCCACUGAAGUUGGUGAAAAGGGUAUUACCUUGUCUGGUGGUCAGAAACAAAGAGUUUCUUUAGCCAGAGCCUUGUACUCUAAUUCCAAGCAUCUUAUCUUAGAUGACUGUUUGUCUGCUGUGGACUCGCACACUGCUUUGUGGAUCUACGAAAACUGUAUUUCUGGGCCUUUGAUGGAAGGUAGAACUUGUAUCUUAGUUUCUCACAACGUAGCUCUUACUGUGCAGAAUGCUGCUUGGGUUGUCGUGAUGGAAAACGGAAGAGUCAAGACUCAAGGUACUCCUGAAGACUUGGUGCAUACUGGUUCUCUUGGUGAUGAUGAUUUGAUCAAGUCCUCUGUCAUGGGCUCCAGAAACCAGUCGUCUACUAACUUGCAAUCCUUGGAAGAUAAAAACGCCGAUAUGAAGGCUAAGGCUGCUGUUAUUGAAUCGAAAUUGAAGGCUGUUGCUGACGAACAUACUGAAGACGAUAGCAAGAAAACUGAUGGUAAGUUGGUAGAAGAAGAAACUAAGGCUGAAGGUGUUGUUAGUUCUGAUGUUUAUCUCGGUUACGCUAAGCUCUUUGGUGGCUUGCCCACUUGGGCUGUUGUCAUUUCUUGUUUCGUUCUUUCUCAGGGUAUCUUCAUGACUCAGUCGUGGUGGUUGAGAAAUUGGUCUAUCGACAGUGAAAGGGCCAGCUCGUUCAUGAAUUCUAUGGGUUUGGUCUCUGUGUCUAAUGUCUAUGAUUCAACUCAGUUAACGCUGUCUACAGUUGUUCGUACGUUCACUGGUGCUGCUCAUUGGAUCAGUGCCUCUAUCUCUGUGGCUGAAGAAUUCAAAUCUAAACACGGCCCUCUUUAUUACAUUUCCAUCUAUGCUAUUAUUGGUCUUUCGUAUGGUAUUUCUGCCUCAUUGAGAGUAUUUGUUACUUUCUUUGCUGGUAUCAGAGCUUCCAACAGAAUUUUCAAGAAAGUAUUGACAACAAUUUUGAGAGCCAAGUUGAGAUUCUUCGACAAGACUCCUCAGGGUCGAAUCAUGAACAGGUUUUCUAAGGAUAUUGAGUCUGUUGAUCAAGAAUUGACACCAUUUGCUGAAGGUGUGUUCAUUUGCCUUGUUCAAUGUGUUUCUUCGUUGAUUUUGAUUACUUUGAUUACUCCUGGCUUUUUGAUCUUUGCUUUAAUUAUUGCUUUCUUGUACUACUUGGUCGGUUAUUUCUACAUUACUUUGUCCAGAGAAUUAAACAGAAUUCAUUCUGUUACCAAGUCUCCUAUCCACCAGCACUUCUCUGAAUCCUUGAACGGUGUUGCAACCAUUAGAGCCUAUGGUAUUGAAUCCAGGUUCAUGAAGCAGAAUUUGAACGCCAUUGAUGCAAAUAACAAGCCUUUCUUCUACAUGUGGGUUGCUAACAGAUGGCUUUCCAUUCGUAUCGAUUUUGUUGGCUCCAUGGUGAUGUUGUUUUCUGGUGUGUUUGUCUUGCUUUCUGCUGGAAUAAUCGAUGCUGGUUUGGCUGGUUUGUCUUUGACAUACGCUAUUGCCUUCUCUGAAAGUGCCUUGUGGAUCGUUAGACUUUAUUCUAAUGUUGAGAUGAACAUGAAUUCAGUUGAAAGAUUGCAAGAAUAUCUUGAAGUAGAACAGGAGCCUCCAUAUGAUAUUCCAGAAACGCAGCCACCUGCUUCUUGGCCGGAGACUGGUAGAAUCAAGGUCAACGAUGUUUCGUUGAGGUACUCUCCAGAAUUACCAAGAGUGAUCAAGAAUGUCACCUUUGAUGUGGAGCCAAACCACAAGGUGGGUAUUGUUGGUCGUACUGGUGCUGGUAAGUCUACCAUCAUCACCGCAUUCUUUAGAUUCUUGGAUCCAGAAACUGGCUCCAUCCACAUCGAUGGCAUAGACAUCACUAGCAUCGGUUUGCGCAACUUGCGUCAAGCCAUUACAAUCAUUCCACAAGACCCUACCCUUUUCUCAGGAACCAUACGGUCUAACUUAGAUCCAUUUAGUCAGUACACUGAUGAACAAAUAUUCGAAGCAUUGAAGAGAGUCAACUUGAUUGGCCGGAACGAAACGCCUGCCACUACUGCUGGCGAAAAUCAGAACAAGUUCUUCAAUCUUGAUGCUUCCAUCUCUGAGGGUGGUGGUAAUUUGUCGCAGGGUGAAAGACAAUUGGUUUGUUUGGGUAGAUCAUUGCUCAAGAACCCUAAGGUAAUACUUCUUGACGAAGCAACCAGUUCUAUUGACUACAAGUCGGACGCUAUGAUCCAACAAACGAUCAGAGAAGAAUUCUCCAACUCCACAAUUUUAACAAUUGCCCACAGACUAAGAACCAUCAUCGACUACGAUAAGAUAUUGGUGAUGGACGCUGGUAGAGUCGUUGAAUACGAGAAUCCCUACGUAUUAAUAGCCGAUAAAACCUCGUUAUUCUAUAGCAUGUGUGAAAACAGUGGUGAGCUUGACUCAUUGAUCAAGUUGGCCAAGGAGGCUUUUGUGGAGAAGAAGAACAAACAAUCCAAAAAGUGAUUUGGGUUCAGGCUCAUUAUACAUUCAUAUUCCAUUUCCUUAGACUUAUUCCAUUUGGUUUUUAAUUUAAUUGUUGGUUACCGUUUUUAUUAACUUUUUUUAGCUAUAUAGUGUCUAUUUAAUAGUAUACUAUAUACAU
Molecule: messenger RNA, 5061 nt
Organism: Scheffersomyces stipitis CBS 6054
Lineage: Eukaryota; Fungi; Ascomycota; Pichiomycetes; Serinales; Debaryomycetaceae
Exons: 1
Coding region: 12-4922 (1636 amino acids)
Biological process (GO): transmembrane transport
Cellular component (GO): fungal-type vacuole membrane; fungal-type vacuole
Molecular function (GO): ATP binding; ATP hydrolysis activity; ABC-type peptide transporter activity
Source: RefSeq, a predicted model, not a curated record